AACAAGGCCUUUGGAUAAUAUCUUGAAUGAAUUGUUAUUUCAUUUUUUUGUGACGUCAUAGAAAAAUAUGAAGUAAUAUUCAAUUUACUUUUGAGUACAUAUCAAAGCACCUUUAGGUACUAAUUUUAAUACAAAAUUUUAUUAAAUGGCUCUCGAAUUAAAUCUCUACAUGCUUAAGAUUUUUUAUUAUAUGGUUAAUCAUCCCAGUUAACAAUGAUUACAGAUGAAUGUGACUGCUAGUGAUGUAUUAUUUAAUUAUUAGCUUUCUUUUUAUUAUUACUGUAGCUAUAAUUCUCAUGGGCUCCUCAUUAGCACACCAAAUCUACAAAGGCUCUGCGUAGAAAGUGUUAUAAUCUGUUAUUCCAAAAAUAUUUAUUCAAUUACGACAACCCUCUAGAAAACUUCGUGUUCAUACACAUAAAAUCUUUUAACCAAUACUUUCGAAGUGAAAAAUAUAUAAAUUUUGGGUUGUGGAUAGCCAAGGGUAAGCAAUAUACAUCCCAAAGAAAAGGUUUUCUGCUUUUAUAAUUAAAAUAUAAAGAUGCGCGUCAGGUCUAUAUGGUUGACAAUCAAUAUCGAAUAGUCAAAUUGAAUCAAUAAACUGUAAUAAAAAUAAUCAAUUUCGAAGCAAUGACACAUUGGCCAUAUGCCAUCAUUCGUUUAAUUAACUGGACUCGUGCUUUCAUUUUGUUUUCACAUCUUUCACCAUUUGUGUAGGCUGCCAGUAACUAUCUUCAGUCAACGAGAAUCGACCCUUAAAUAGUGUUUUUUUUUUGUAUUAAACAGAUUAUAACAUUUUCCAUAAGUGUGUUAGUGUUAUGAAUUAGAUUUCGCGCUUCUGUUGUGCUAAUAUUUCCUAUCAUUGUAGUCUAAUAUGAUCAUACGUCACUCGACGCUCAUUAUGAAUGAUACGUAUGACAAUUAUUAUUUUUUUAUAUUAUAUAUGAGCAGUCAUUUUCUUUCAUUAUUUGCAUAUAGAAUUUGGUAUUCAUUUAGUAAUACUGUUUGAUCCAAUAAUAAACACAAAAAAAUGAAAAAUAUAACUGCUCAGAUAUAAACUAAAUUCAUCUAUAACUUUCAUCUUACAAUACUAGGUCACAUGUAGUGUUCAUUAGUAAAACUUAUUUAGCGUUUACAUUUACACACCGUUUAAAGGUUCUUGAAGUUAUUGUUUGAUAUGAUAAAUAACGGAAUCGUUAUUAAGUCGAUGUAUCCUAUUUCUAAACGAUUUUUUUAAAACAAUUAUUUUGGUCAUUAUACUGUUAAAUAACUUCAUGAAGUUUAAUAAAAAUAACGCACGACCGAUUUACUAUUAUGAAUAUCUCAACUUGGAAUUUAUCAAUAUUCACAUGCUACAAUCGUCUGUCUUCGCGAAACGUCAAAGUUGCAAACUGUAAAUCAGUGGUGUGUAUACAAUGGGUUCGGUUCCCCCGCGGCGGCAAGGGCCAUUCUUAUUCACCGUCCAGUGCUUACAUUCGACGGCGACGGCGCUCGGCAAGGUGACGAGGAGGAAGCCGCCUUCCAUGGGAAGCUGCCGCCGGGCAUCCUGCCCCACGGACUGCCCACCGUCAAGGAAGUGCAGCCCGCAGUCACUGCCGAGCCCCAGGACAAGAAGGAAGAGGAGAAAGAGAAGAAAGUUCGCGAGCUGAGCGUAGACGAGAAGCAGACGAUAAUGUUGUCGGCGGAGUUCCAGCGGUUCAUCAGUCGCGCGGGACGCGUCAUCGAGCGGGCACUCGCCGAGUCCGUCGACAUAUACACGGACUACACCGGCGGCGGCGAUGCUGAGAACGCACUGGACGACAAGUGCGACGCGCGCGUGUCGCUGGUGCGCACGUUCCACGACGAGCGCUGGUCGCGCGGGCGCUGCGUGACGAGCCUGGACUGGAGCGCGGCGCACCCCGAGCUCAUGCUGGCCUCGUACCACAACAGCGACGACGCGCCGCACGACCCCGACGGCGUCUGCCUCGUCUGGAACACCAAGUUCAAGAAGCCCACGCCCGAGGACGUCUUCCACUGCCAGUCGCCCGUCAUGAGCGCCACCUUCGCCAGGUUUCACCCUAACUUGAUCCUCGGAGGCACGUACUCCGGUCAAAUAGUGUUAUGGGACAACCGCGUGCAGAAACGUACGCCCGUUCAGCGUACGCCACUCUCAUCGCUAGCACACACGCACCCAGUAUACUGUCUAUCAGUGGUGGGCAGUCAGAAUGCGCACAAUCUGAUCUCAGUAUCGACGGACGGUCGCAUGUGCUCCUGGUCGCUAGACAUGUUGUCAGCGCCGCAGGAGACGUUGGACCUGCAGCAUCGGCAGAGCAAAGCCGUCGCGGUCACAUGCAUGGGAUUCCCGUACGGGGACGUCAAUAAUUUCGUGCUCGGCAGCGAAGACGGUGAUGUUUAUACAGGUUGUCUGUACGGGCAGCGCGCGGGCAUCGGCGAGUGUGUGGAGGCGCACGCGGGGCCCGUCACCGCCCUCUCCUGCCACAGCGCGCCCGGCAGCGCGCCCCUCUCGCACCUCUACCUCACCGCCUCCGUGGACUGGUCCCUGCGCCUGUGGAGCCUCAAGGUACACCCCCCGCCCCCGCCCCCGCCCCCGCCCUCUCCUGCCACAGCGCGCCCGGCAGCGCCCCCCUCUCGCACCUCUACCUCACCGCCUCCGUGGACUGGUCCCUGCGCCUGUGGAGCCUCAAGGUACACCCCCCGCCCCCGCCCCCGCCCCCGCCCUCUCCUGCCACAGCGCGCCCGGCAGCGCCCCCCUCUCGCACCUCUACCUCACCGCCUCCGUGGACUGGUCCCUGCGCCUGUGGAGCCUCAAGGUACACCCCCCGCCCCCGCCCCCGCCCCCGCCCUCUCCUGCCACAGCGCGCCCGGCAGCGCGCCCCUCUCGCACCUCUACCUCACCGCCUCCGUGGACUGGUCCCUGCGCCUGUGGAGCCUCAAGGAGAGCAAGCCGCUGUACUCGUUCGAGGAGAGCGGCGACUACGUGUCGGACGUGCGCUGGUCGCCCGUGCACCCGGCGCUGUUCGCGGCCGUGGACGCCGCGGGCCGCCUCGCGCUCUGGAACCUCAACAGAGACACGGAGGUGCCCGUGGCCAGCAUCCAGGCGGAGGGCGGCGUGGCGUUCAACCGCGUGUCGUGGACUCCGGGCGGCACGCACGUCACCGCCGGGGACGACGCCGGCAAGAUAUGGGUCUACGAACUGGCCGAGCACAUGGCCCAGCCACGGCAUGACGAGUGGAGCAAGCUGGUGUACACGCUGCAGGAACUGAAGCACAACCAGGCCGACGACGACGACCGCCUCACCGGGCCCUCCUCGCUCACCAGCCUCUCCUCACUAGGAAACCCCCUACGGUAAAUAAAACUUUUCAAGAACAAUGCUGAUGAAGGAUAUAAUUCUGCAAUACAUGUCAAGAGUCUGCAAUGCACUUAUAGAAAAGCGAUGCUUCAGAAAUAUUAAAUUAAAAUAAUAGGUAAUUUAGUAUCAGUUUAAUGUGAAAAUAGGAAGUACUUUCAAAACACCCAUAUCUGUAACUUAACUACAAUAAAUAUAUUUUUUAUUGUUAUGAAGCAAAUACAUGACCAAUUAAAACCUUUUAAACAUCUGAAAUUGUUUCAGAAAUGCUAAUAAUGGCAUGCACUCUUUUUGUAUAUGCACAUAAAUUCUUUUCAUUAAUUGCUAAAUCUCUCAUUUAAUCGAGAUAUAUACAUAGUUAAGCUAUAUUUAUCAAUUAAAUGCAAUGUAUAUGUAUAUUUAGUUAGUAGUUUAUAAUAAACAAUGAAAUAUCAAAAAUUGCAGCUAUACUAUCAGCACCCACUACUUGAAUUUACACAGAGAGAUGAGAUUUAUUUCUAUUAUCUCUGUUUAGCUAAACUGUCAACUCAGUUUGCGGAAAAAGAUCAAGGAAAGAAAUAAAAAUUUUAAAUCUUUAUAGGACUUAUAUUGUAUUGUGAUUACGAGUAA
Diatraea saccharalis (sugarcane borer) is the source of this 3955-nucleotide messenger RNA. The record is from the annotation of a GenBank genome assembly. Lineage: Eukaryota; Metazoa; Arthropoda; Insecta; Lepidoptera; Crambidae.